ACAGCGAUACUCGCCAGUGGGUCGUUGAAAGGAGGAAACGAAACCUUAAGAUGAUAAUAAUAACUUAACAUUCCCAUUAUUUAAAGACAAUAUAUAGACACUUUGGAUAUCUAACUUGAUAGUGAAAUGUGGGUCAUGGCGGUUAAAUGUGUCAUGAUUAUUUUGGUUUUAUUUGGAAUAUUACAAACAGCUUUAUGUUAUGAACUGCAACUGACUGGUGGGCAAGGCGAAGGUCAAGGUCAAGUAAACGUUCGUCAGAGACCGGGCGAGGUAUGGGGUGUUGUUUGUGACCGAGGGUUUGGGUCCAAUGAGGCGGAGGUCGUCUGUAGACAUCUUGGAUACAAACACGCUCGGGUCGAAGACAAAGUGUACAAGGAGAGUUAUCCCCAAUAUGUACUCGACCAAGUGAGUUGCCAUGGGGACGAACGUGACCUUGAACACUGUAACCAUGACAACUACGGAACACAUUCCUGUUAUACAAACUUUUUCUCCCCUGCUGGAGUCUGCUGUUCAAAUUCUUCGACUUUUGGAGAGUUGGUUGGAGGAGUAUUUGUGAGCGACUGUGGAAACACGUGGUUGGAGGCAGAAUCCGCUUGUGAGUCCCUUGGAGCCGCCCUCACCUCCCCCGCCCACUUCCACGCCUCCCUUGACAACAAUGAAUUCGCGGCCCGCCUCUCCCGCGGGGGAAACCUGACACUCGGGCCGUUUUGGCUCGGAAGCUUCUUUUCACCGUGGAUUUGGUCUCAUGGUUGUGUACUCGCGGAGGAGACCAAUCCAGCAGUUCUGCACAAGGUGUGGCUGACGUCUAACUCCCCACAGUUGUGUGUUCAGCACUGCAGCCUGCUGACAAACACCUUCAUUCUUACAGGAGACACGUGUGCCUGUCUCCAACAGAACACCGUGGUUCCGCGAGUUUCGCCGACGAAAUGCUCCGCUUCCUGUCCCGGCGACGAUAACCGGUACUGCGGGGCCGCUGACGGCAAACUCUGGAAUAUGUACACAACUGCAUCAGACGGAUCUCUGUCUAUCCUAAGAGAGCCGGGAAAAGAUGACGUCGGUCAGUGCGCGGUGUUGGUCAACAACAAGAACGUGGGCAGUAAGAAGCUGAUGACCAGUCAGUGUGAGCUGGACAGAGGAUACAUCUGCCAGGACUUCCAGAAGAGGGAACAGGACUUGGACAUGCUCUUCUUUAAGGAGCCGACCGAUUAUCUGUCAACGGCAGGUGCUCGGAAAGCGUGUCGGAACAUAACCGACCACGAGCUAAUAGGGGCGGACAUUCUUGAGCGCCGGAAGCUGUACGGUGACUAUGAUGAACUCUGGGUUGACUUCAGUCGCGUCCGGACUGAUAUUGAUACCUAUUUAAACGUGUCCAGUUUUAAAAGCCUACAACCGAAGUGGUGUCUGUCAGUGACGUCACGGAAUGUCAAGGCCAGCCUCACGUGCAACGAACGGCGGUUGUAUACAUGUACACCAGUGGAAGGACGUAGUCAACCAGUCACGAAGCCAGCUAACGGAGGGUCGACGGAAGCGCAGAGCCCGGCCAAGGACACCAAACCAGGUACUACUGCUCCCCAUUUAACAACGACCCCAGAUAAGGCCAGGCAAAGGGAGUACAACUAUAACGAGGAGCUGUUACACCUGUCGCUGAUCAUUUGCUCAGCUGUUGUCGUCGCUGUAAUUAUCAUCACAAUCAUCAUCUGCUGGAUCAAACGACUUCGCGGAAAAAGCUCUGGUAUUUGCUGCUUAAAAUCAGACACAGGUGACGAUCCGCGCACGCGCACUCUAACCGGAAAUGAAUAUAGCGCUACUUUUCAUGCCGGAAGUACGGGCCAGGAUGAUCACAUGUACGAUGUUAUUCAAGAAAAGGAAAACGUUUACCUUGAACUUGACCCUUUGAUUGAGAACAAGGAUAAUAGCACAUGUGUUGCUUCCGAAGGAUCAGGCGAAAAUGGUUUGGGUUCUGGGUGUGGCCAAAAUGACAGUGGUUUACUUAAAGAACCGGUAACAAUGCAACGAAGUUAUUCGCACCCCAAUGAUAUGGUAAAGAUUGGUAACACUAACGAAAUUAGUAAGAUCGAUACGUAUACCUAUCCAUAUGAUAUUGUUUAUAGACCUGAGGAUGUUAAAAGUGCAAAUAGUAGUGAACAAGUUAACAUAGCUGGAAAAUAUGACAAGAAAAAGGUCGUAGACUCGGUAUCGUCUGUGGGAAAUGCUGAGGAAAAUGCAGACAAUAAUAUUUAUACACAACACUUACAAAAGCCAGAUGACGGGACUACAGCUACUAUAGCUGUGCCUGCAAACAAUCUUAGUGAAUCAGCGGAGGCUGUUGUGCUUAGAAAGGAGAGGAGAUCUGAACCAGUUAAAACAGUUGAAGUAGAUUGCCGUGAAACACCGCUGAGAAAUUCAGCCUCAUAACGUUUUUUCCAACAAUGAUUAUAUUUAUGUACGAAUAUUAGACGAAUAUAUUAUUCUUGUUUAAAACAAUGUUGAUACAUGUCGUAAAACUAUUUCUAUCGUCGUGCUUUCAUAAAAUGAUAUUGUAUUGUUGCAUAUGUGAGGUAAUUUGAUUAAAAUUUCUAUGCAGA
Molecule: messenger RNA, 2585 nt
Organism: Mya arenaria
Lineage: Eukaryota; Metazoa; Mollusca; Bivalvia; Myida; Myidae
Exons: 13
Coding region: 127-2415 (762 amino acids)
Cellular component (GO): membrane
Source: RefSeq, a predicted model, not a curated record